AUGUCGGGGCAGUAUAUGCGCCACCUGAGCGAAAGCACCACAUGCCUGGAUGUACAAGGACUAUUCGCAGGCCUAGGGGAGUACGAUACCUGCUUUGAUGACACGAACUCUCUGGGAGUCGGGGAGGAGAACUUUGGCCUCGAGAGCUGGAACACGGCGUCCAGCAAGCCCGCGAUCGUCAACCGUUCACAGUGCACUUCGGAGUGUAACCCUCAAUUCCCGCGCGCGACGAACGACCAGGCGACGAUCAGCUCCAACACCAACACCGCCUUUCCAGCAUACGACUUUGACUAUGCGAUAGCUUAUCCGCAUAGGAUAGACGAAUUCGCGAACGCUACACCGCCCUUCACAUACCCGCAGUCGCUUACUGGAGACAUCACAGACGCCGGCUUUGAUAGUAUCAAUCAACAAAUCCGGAGACGUCCGCAGCUGGGCUUCGACGAGAGGAGCUACGGACAGUUUGCAUUCAGAUCAUCUUCUCGUCUCCAGAAGCCUCGGAAUAACAUUGCACCUCCGGGGUUCACUGUUCCGCACGAUUCAGCUGAACCCUUCCUCUCUCUAGAUCGGCUCUACAGCGCACAGUCUCGACUUCUCCCCGGUCUGAAGGGCGCACCGGUGCCAGAUAUGGCAUUCCAUGCGCCUGGUAUGGCCAUAUCUGCAAAGACUGAGGAAGUACUUCGACGAGCUGUACCAGAGUACAAGGCUGGGGCCCCUUCGUUGGCGGAUAAAUCUAUGUUAUCUGGAGAUAAUUCUCGGAGUGGAGAUGAUCUCUUUGAUGAGCCCUCGUCCCCUAUCUAA
Molecule: messenger RNA, 798 nt
Organism: Alternaria triticimaculans
Lineage: Eukaryota; Fungi; Ascomycota; Dothideomycetes; Pleosporales; Pleosporaceae
Exons: 5
Coding region: 1-798 (265 amino acids)
Source: RefSeq, a predicted model, not a curated record